This is a messenger RNA of Aspergillus calidoustus, 1619 nucleotides long. The record is from the annotation of a GenBank genome assembly. Lineage: Eukaryota; Fungi; Ascomycota; Eurotiomycetes; Eurotiales; Aspergillaceae.
GGCGAUUGACGCGCUGAUCGACGUCGAGGACUUUGGCGCAGAGGACGACUCUACCCUGGCAAAACGAGCCUUCAGCAACGAGACAGCAAACGGACAUGAUACGAGAUCUUCUGAUAAACGAGGUAAUCCCACGGCACAGAGCGCCUUUUUCGAACAGGCCCGCAGCCCGUCUCAUCUUCAAUGGAUCUCCCAGGUCUCGCGGUAUACUGAACCCAUAGGCAACUACUACAGCUUCAACGACCUAAUCUAUAAUGACCCAGACUUCACCAUAGGUGAUGCACCCAUUAUCAUGUGGUGGACACGGGGUUCUAGAAUGAUCACCCGGACUUUGCGGAUCGUCUCAUCGCCCAACUGGCAGUGGACUAUACGGGCGAGAACCUCAUUCCCCAGACAACCGCCCCAGGCAGCCACGGAACUGCAUGGUCUCUGUAGCAGCGGGAUCCUACAGCGGCAUAGGCAAGAACGCUCGGAUCGUUACCGCGCAGUUGCAGGUGUCCAUCCGGGGCAUCAUCCAUCAGACGCGAGUCUCUCGGGUCUUCUUCCUACUAAUGCAAAUCUACUACCACGUGCAGGCGAACAACGGCCGUGGCAAGGCUUCAUCUCCAUGUCUUUUGGUGUGCUCAAGGCGUCGCUGAGAUGGCAGGCCACGAAUCCCAAUUCGCGAAAUGUCUGUGACACCAUCUUCGACUGGUACUGGUCGAGUGGGAUAGCGACCGUAGCCAGCGCAGGGAACGACGAGUCCUCGGACCACGCCCCAGCCUACAAGGACCUUUCAUCCAAUCUCCCGCGCGGCGCAGGCGGAGCCAACACCAACCUCAUUGUCGUCGGAAACAGCCAGUGGGAUACGACGCGGUACCCAUCCUCCAACUAUCGCGACACGGGCGGUCUAGGGAUUCUCUCGCUCUACAACCUCGGAAUGGGCGUCGAGUGUGGCGUCCUAGGGAGCGCCUGGGCUGUGGGCCCGCCAGGGUCCUCCCAGGCAACUGCCAUCACCGCGGGCAUGGUCGCGUAUUACCUACACCAGCCGGAGCUGUAUGCGGACUGGACUAUCGGUGGGGCGUCGAACGUGCCGUGGAAAGUAAAGCAGUACCUGCUUAGCACUGCGAGGCAAUACAUGGGCUCCGAUUUCGGCGGGGACAGUACGCCUCGUGCGGCGUUGGGCGAGACGGUGCCCUGUGCAGGAGAGGAUCAAGGGCUUUCAACAACGCAGGUCACAGAUUGGAGCGAGGUUGUCAUAAGUCCUCUGGUAAGCUGUUUGAUUUUCUAUUGUGGGAUUCAAAUAUGACGUGGGUCUUUAGCCUGUCUGUUGGGAUCUGAAUUAGGUACAAGUCACCUGAGGGAGGCCCUGGAAUGGGAACAGAGAAUCGAAAUGCCGGUUUGGAGCACAGGGUGUGUGGGGCUAUGUAAGGUAAAAUCUGGCCUGCAAGGCAUCUGCUUAAGGGCCAUCAGGUAGAACUACCAAUUAUCAGCGCAGGGAUGAAUCCAGGGAACCUGUGUGGGAAGGGCAGCAGCAGCUCCUGGUGUACACGUGGAGUGCUUGAUAGGUAACCUCAUUCAAUACGGUCAAUCUUAUGAUAUAGCCUCGUCACAAUGUCCCACAGAAUAAGAGUAUACUGCCG